This is a messenger RNA of Sciurus carolinensis (gray squirrel), 5063 nucleotides long. It is a transcript of the gene Tardbp, whose product is annotated as TAR DNA binding protein. The coding region runs from base 172 to 1032 and encodes 286 amino acids. Gene Ontology annotation, biological process: regulation of gene expression. Gene Ontology annotation, cellular component: nucleoplasm. Lineage: Eukaryota; Metazoa; Chordata; Mammalia; Rodentia; Sciuridae. The transcript has 8 exons. Gene Ontology annotation, molecular function: RNA binding. The record is from RefSeq and is a predicted model, not a curated record.
CCCCUCUCGAUCGGGAGCCGGUGGGAGAGGACGACGGCCGGCGGGGGGAGGAGGCGGCCCUAGCGCCAUUUUGUGGGAACGUAGAGGUAGCUGGGCUGCUCUCGGAUCCCUCGCUGCUUCAGUUUCCCUGUCGCGCUUCCUAGCAGCGGCCUAGCGGAGAAGUAAGAAAAGAUGUCUGAAUAUAUUCGGGUAACAGAGGACGAGAAUGAUGAACCCAUUGAAAUACCAUCAGAAGAUGAUGGGACAGUGCUGCUGUCCACAGUUACAGCCCAGUUUCCAGGGGCAUGUGGGCUGCGCUACAGGAAUCCAGUGACUCAAUGUAUGAGAGGUGUUCGUCUGGUAGAAGGAAUUCUGCAUGCCCCUGAUGCUGGUUGGGGAAACCUGGUAUAUGUUGUCAACUAUCCCAAAGAUAACAAAAGGAAAAUGGAUGAGACAGAUGCUUCAUCAGCAGUGAAAGUGAAGAGAGCGGUCCAGAAAACAUCUGACUUGAUAGUACUAGGUCUCCCAUGGAAAACAACCGAACAGGACCUCAAAGAGUAUUUCAGUACCUUCGGAGAAGUUCUUAUGGUGCAGGUCAAGAAAGAUAUAAAAACUGGUCAUUCAAAAGGAUUUGGCUUUGUUCGUUUUACGGAAUAUGAAACCCAGGUGAAAGUAAUGUCACAGCGACAUAUGAUAGAUGGACGAUGGUGUGACUGUAAACUCCCCAAUUCUAAGCAAAGCCCAGAUGAGCCUUUGAGGAGCAGGAAGGUAUUUGUUGGGCGUUGUACAGAAGACAUGACUGCUGAUGAGCUGCAGCAGUUCUUCUGUCAGUACGGAGAAGUGGUAGACGUCUUCAUUCCCAAACCAUUCAGGGCUUUUGCCUUUGUUACAUUUGCAGAUGACCAGGUGGCCCAGUCUCUUUGUGGAGAGGACUUGAUCAUUAAAGGAAUCAGCGUGCAUAUAUCCAAUGCUGAACCUAAGCACAAUAGCAAUAGGCAGUUAGAAAGAAGUGGAAGAUUUGGUGGUAAUCCAGUUUUUAAUAAGUCUGGGUGACCGCACCUAAAAUGCACUUGCACUAUUACUCAGCAGCAGUAACAUGGUAACACUUAAAAUGGUAUUCGGGGACCUCCAAAGACUAAACUGACAAGCCUUCAAGGAGCCCAGGGGUAAGUUAACCUAUCGAUGGCAUGGUUUUAAUACCUUAUUUACACUUGUUAAAGCUAGUUGCUGAUCAUAGAAGGCUUUCAAUGUUGAGUAGCCUUUUAUAUAACAUGUUUAUGCUACUACAUAGUGGGUAGUUAUUCUACCCUUAAAAAAAUUAAAGUUUAGAAGUACUAAACUUGGCAAAGAUUUGUUUUUAAAAGUCUUAUUUGGUCAUCUAAAUGCAUUCAUUCUAAAUUUUUUUGAACCACAGUUGAAUAAAAAUUUUUAUUGUCACCACAGUUUAGUGUCUGGAGUCUUACUGGAAAAACAUGAUUUCUUUUUCCUAUGUGACAAAGAUGUUGGAAAGUUACCUUUAAAAAGUGAUUCUCAAGAAAUACCAUUUAUAUAUGCAUAAGAGAAAUUAGGCCAAAACUCAGAGUGAAUUUUUCAUAUAAUGUUAACCAACUAGACUGCAAAACUUAAAUGUUUACUAUUAAAAUUUUUAGGGAGGUAGUCUGGGGAUGUAACUCGGGGACAGAGCACUUGCCUUGCAUACAUGAAGCUCUGGGUUCAACCCCCAGUACCGUAAAAUAAAUAUAUAAAUAAAAUUUUUUAGGGAGGAAUUGCCAACUAAAAUCAAAUGAAAAUUUUAAGAUUAAAUCAGCGCCUAUAUUUCCAUAAUAGGAACAGUAGGAAGUUAACUACAGAGUAAUUCAGUUGCAGGUGAUAAUUAGAGUUUUUAUUGUUGCACACGGGAGAGGAGAGUAGCUCUCAAUUGUACAAUAGAGUUGUCUACUCAGCUGUGGUAGAAUUUGUCUCUUGUUUAGCUUAUCUGCCUGAGUAUUUUGUGUUCAGUUAAGGAAAAAUCCUUCCAUGUUUAUGUAUAAUAUGACCACCUGUUUCGGGUACAUUUCAUUUUGUGGAAAAUACUAGAUUUGGUUUAAACAGUAUGCUGAAGUUGAACAUUAUUUAGGUUAUUUCCAAUUGCUAGGAACAUCCUUAUAGAUAAGUUGAACUCUCAGCACUGGAAUUCACUAUGUCAAAGAUUAUGCAUACUUUUAGGGCUUUUGGCAUGUAUUACCAUUUGGCUUUUAGAUUGUAUCAUCUCUGACACAGUGAAAUAGUACCAUUUCAUGUCCCUUUUGUCUGAACGUGUGAUAAAUGAAAAAUUGGUUCUCACUGUUUUGUGGUGUUAGUUUUUAACGUGGCAGUCAGUUAAUAUCUGAGCUAGAGUAUCAAUGUUUCAAUUUAUCUACCUGGAAAAAAAAAUGGUUUUUCAAAGUUGCUCCCCUGAACAAAUACUGGUAUCAUACAUAAAGCACCCUUUGAGAUCAGUAAGAACAAGUGGAAAAACAGAGAACAUGGACAAGCAAUUUGCAGAAAUGCAAACAACCAGUAUGAACAGGUGGACUUUGUAAGUAAGUAAAUUCAUCUUAAGCAAUGAGUUAUAGUGGGGUGGUGAAGGUGAUGGUUUAUGUCCCCUUGAAUCAACAAGUAAGGGUGAGCGGCAUUACACUGGAAAAUGGGUUGAUACCCAUGAUGGUCUCACCUGGAGUUUGUUGGGGUUUUUUGUGUGUGUGGAGUGACAACUGCUAUGUCACAUUACCGCUAAGAUGUUUUACAGGGUACUUCUAAAAAUGACACAUUUACUGAUUGAAGACGUGCAAAUUAAAAAUUAUUAAUUAUGUUCUCAAUCCAGGGAAUAUAGUUAAUGACUUUCGUAUACACCCCAUACUGACCUGCUUCCCCACAAUUUAUGGAACCCCAAGACACUAAUCCCCCUACAAACCAAGUCUCUGUCUUGUUGUCUAGAAAUACUAGUGCCCCUCCACUGUCACCUCUGCAGCUGUCCUUGCCUCCGGUUUCUAAGCCAGCACAAAGCAUGUUGUCAGUUAUCCUUCCCCCUGGAUAGCGCUGCUUUUCAUAGGCAGCCGUACAUUUUUGAUGGUCAACAAUUGGUAAGUCAACAAACAUUAGAUUUCUAGCAAGAAAGCCCCUUUGGGUUAAUCCCCAUCCAGAUACAGUUCCAGUGUCAUUUGUCCUCAUCAAAAAUUCAGCUUCUUUUCUUGGCAGACAAAUAGGCAUGAUGUUGCUAUUGAUUACAACUUUGUUCUUCAAUUUAAUCAGUGCUAUAUCAUUGUCGAAACCGGCAUCAUGAGUGUAACCUUCAUGUAUAAAAACAGCCUCGGCCCAGGCUUGUGUGUAGUGAGGUGAUAGUCUCUUAAGGACGCCCAUUCGAAUGUCCAGGGAAGAUGCCUCUUCUCUUUGCAUAUACACAGCGUGAGCAGCUGUUAGAAUCCAGUUGUCAUUUAAAAGUGCACCUGCUGCUGUAGUUUGACCUAGUAGCAGAACUUGCCAGGGAAAAUCACCAGGCUGUGCACUUUGCCCUCCGUAUAUACGACCUCUUGUAGUCCGGGCUGAUCGUCCACACACUGGGGAAGAAGCAAAGAAGAGAACCUUUGUAGAAAUCCAGUGGGGCUUUCCCCCCCGCCAAGUUUUUACCACUUUGGUGGUGUGUGUGUUGAGUGUCAGCCAAAAAUUAGGUCCCACGUAUAGGGGUGUUCUCUUACAUAGGUGUAUAGACUUUCUAAAUUUGCACAGUUCAAAGUUCUAAUAAAUACUUUUGGUAUUUCUUAGUUCCUCAGGAAAUGUGAGUGAAAAAUUUCAGAAAUAAAAUGUUUUACUAAAAGAAUUUGGUCUAUAAGAUUUGGGGAGCUGUGUGCAGUGCACACGCCUGUAAUCCCAGCAGCUCAGAAGACUGAGACAGGAAGAUCAAGUUUGAGAUUAGCCUGGGCAUCUUAGCCCCUGUUUCAAAAAAAUAAGGGCAAUGCAGCUCAGUGGUAGAGCACCCCAGGUUCCAUCCCCAGUACUAGCCAGGACCCUUCAGGUUCAGAAAUUAUUAUUUGUGGUCUGGUUCAUUCUUCCAAACACUGAAUCUUACUGUGUUUUUAUUGCAGACUAAUUAUGCUCAUUAAUGUAGCAUAUAUGUUUCCUAUUAUGGCAGUAAGCUUGUAUUAGAACUUAACAAAUGGUGUGUCAGCCAAGUGUAGGUUUUAAAAAUCUAAGCCAAAUAACAGGGGUAAUGAAUAUAUUACUACCUUUCAGAUUUUUUUUUUAAAUCAUUCUCAACUAUUAUUGUUAGAGCCAAUUCUGGUAAAAAUAAUUUUUAAGCACUAUUAAAAGGCAAAUUGCAUUAAUGUUUAAAAACGUAGAUGUCAUCGAAAGCAAUUGCUUAGGGAAAUAAUGAAGUUAUUAGCUUUGGGUUUUAAUAGCAUUUUCACAGAGAAGAAAAGUAACAGAAGAACUCGUGUUUAUAAAUGUAUAAAUGGUUCAAGAUAAUUUUUAAAAUCAUUUAAUUUUUUAUGCUUGCUUAGUUAUAAGGUCAAAAAUAAUCAGAUGACUGAUGCAGUCAGCACCACACAAACUCUAUGUGGGAAGGGGCUAAUGAGAACAUAUUAUUUGGAAAUACUAACUUGGUCUGAGAGCCAGGGGCUGAAGUUCCCUUUCUGCCUACCACAGCUAAGCUCUGCUUGUCUCCCGCCCAGCUCUCUUUCCCGCCAGUCAUGAGUCUCUUGUGUAAAUGUGUCCAUUACCGGGCUCACAGGCUGGGAGUGAUUUUUCUCCUUUGGAGCUCGUCCAGAAUCCAUCAGCCUCACACACAUAUUUACCUGCAAAUCAUUGGAAAAGCAAAAAUGUUUAACUGCAUGUAUAAGUUGGUUGUCAUUUGCUUGAAUACCCCCUUGAAAAAUGUUGAUUCUUGAGCAUCCGUGGGAGAUAGAGGUGUCUGACUAACCAUUUUACAUGAUUUCAUAAAUAGGAGGUCUCUGCAUUACCAUGUUUGCUUGCAAAGUGGAAACCUUUUAGAUGUGUAACUUGAAUAUGUAUCAAGAUCUCAAGUGCUUAAUGAUAAGGUUUUUGACUUGUCAAAUUAAACCAUUUGG